This is a messenger RNA of Trachemys scripta elegans, 2654 nucleotides long. RefSeq names its product POU class 2 homeobox 1 (gene POU2F1). Lineage: Eukaryota; Metazoa; Chordata; Testudines; Emydidae. The transcript has 16 exons. The record is from RefSeq and is a predicted model, not a curated record. Gene Ontology annotation, cellular component: nucleus. Gene Ontology annotation, biological process: regulation of transcription by RNA polymerase II. Gene Ontology annotation, molecular function: DNA-binding transcription factor activity, RNA polymerase II-specific; RNA polymerase II cis-regulatory region sequence-specific DNA binding. The coding region runs from base 112 to 2376 and encodes 754 amino acids.
UACUCCCUUUCUUGUUCUGUUGAGAGCAGUAGCAUAAAUUUGUUAGAAAUAGUCUUCCCCCUCUUUAUUUCUUUCCUUGGACUAUCUGAACCUGUAGAGGAUUUCACAGCAAUGUUGGACUGCAGUGACUACGUUCUAGACUCAAGAAUGAACAAUCCGUCAGAAACCAGUAAACCACCAAUGGAGAGUGGGGAUGGGAACACAGGCACACAGACAAAUGGCCUGGACUUUCAGAAGCAGCCUGUGCCCGUUGGAGGGGCAAUCUCUACAGCCCAGGCUCAGGCCUUCCUUGGACACCUUCAUCAGGUCCAGCUCGCUGGAACAAGUUUACAGGCUGCUGCUCAGUCCUUAAAUGUACAGUCUAAAUCUAAUGAAGAAUCUGGGGACACCCAGCAGCCAAGCCAGCCUUCCCAGCAGCCUUCAGUGCAGGCGGCCAUACCCCAGACCCAGCUCAUGCUGGCCGGAGGACAGAUCACCGGGCUCACGUUGACGCCAGCCCAGCAGCAGUUAUUAUUACAACAGGCACAGGCACAGUUGCUGGCGGCUGCAGUGCAGCAUUCAGCCAGCCAGCAGCACAGCGCUGCAGGCGCCACCAUCUCGGCCUCCGCUGCGACGCCGAUGACGCAGAUUCCUCUUUCUCAGCCAAUACAGAUUGCACAGGAUUUGCAGCACCUGCAGCAGCUCCAACAGCAGAAUCUCAACCUGCAACAGUUUGUGUUGGUGCAUCCAACAACCAACUUGCAGCCAGCACAGUUUAUCAUCUCACAAACGCCGCAGGGGCAGCAGGGUCUCCUGCAAGCGCAGAAUCUCUUAACGCAACUACCUCAGCAAAGCCAAGCCAACCUCCUGCAGUCUCAGCCAAGCAUCACCCUCACCUCACAGCCAGCAACCCCAACGCGCACAAUAGCAGCAACCCCCAUUCAGCCACUUCCACAGAGCCAAUCAACACCAAAGCGAAUUGACACUCCCAGCUUGGAGGAGCCCAGUGACCUUGAGGAGCUUGAGCAGUUUGCCAAGACUUUCAAACAAAGACGGAUCAAACUUGGAUUCACUCAGGGUGAUGUUGGGCUCGCUAUGGGCAAACUCUAUGGAAAUGACUUCAGCCAAACUACCAUCUCUCGCUUUGAAGCCUUGAACCUCAGCUUUAAAAACAUGUGCAAGUUAAAGCCACUUCUGGAAAAGUGGCUCAAUGAUGCAGAGAAUCUCUCAUCUGAUUCAGCUCUCUCCAGCCCAAGUGCCCUGAAUUCCCCGGGGCUGGGGAUUGAGGGCUUGAACCGUAGGAGGAAGAAACGCACCAGCAUAGAGACCAACAUACGUGUGGCCUUAGAGAAGAGUUUUCUGGAGAACCAAAAGCCUACCUCGGAGGAGAUCACCCUGAUAGCUGAUCAGCUGAACAUGGAGAAGGAGGUGAUCCGCGUUUGGUUCUGUAACCGGCGCCAGAAGGAGAAAAGGAUCAACCCACCCAGUAGCGGUGGAACCAGCAGCUCUCCCAUCAAAGCAAUUUUCCCUUGCCCAACCUCACUGGUGGCAACCACGCCAAGCCUUGUGACAAGCAGUGCAGCUACUACUCUGACUGUCAAUCCUGUGCUCCCUCUAACUAGUGCUGCUGUCACUAGUCUGUCAGUCACAGGCACAACAGAAACCACCUCCAACAACACAGCAACCGUGAUCUCUACAGCACCUCCAGCUUCCUCAGCAGUGACUUCACCCUCUCUGAGUCCUUCCCCUUCUGCCUCAGCCUCCACUUCCGAGGCAUCCAGUGCCAGUGAGACCAGCACAACACAGACAACCUCUACUCCCUUGUCCUCCCCUCUUGGGACCAGCCAGGUGAUGGUGACGGCAUCAGGGUUGCAAACAGCGGCAGCAGCCGCACUACAAGGCGCUGCACAGUUGCCUGCAAAUGCAAGUCUCGCUGCCAUGGCUGCUGCAGCAGGACUAAACCCAGGCUUGAUGGCACCCUCACAGUUUGCAGCUGGAGGUGCCUUACUCAGUCUCAAUCCAGGGACGCUAGGCGGUGCUCUCAGCCCAGCUCUGAUGAGCAACAGUACGCUGGCAACUAUUCAAGCUCUUGCAUCUGGUGGCUCUCUUCCAAUAACAUCACUAGAUGCAACUGGGAACUUGGUGUUUGCCAAUGCUGGAGGUACUCCUAACAUCGUCACUGCCCCGUUGUUCCUGAACCCUCAGAACCUUUCUCUGCUCACCAGCAACCCAGUUAGCUUGGUCUCUGCAGCUGCCGCCUCCGCAGGGGCCUCUGGACCAGUCGCCAGCCUUCAUGCCACCUCCACCUCAGCUGAGUCCAUCCAGAACUCUCUCUUCACAGUGGCCUCUGCCAGUGGGGCCACUUCCACCACCACUACUGCCUCCAAGGCACAGUGAGCCGGGCUGAGCUGUGCUACCACCAGCCUGUUUCACUCUGCAGUGGGAUUGGCUGCCAGCUGGGUUUAUAAACUGAAAAAUGUGAUCGGCUUCCUCUCGCCAUGUUGCUGGGGACAAGGGAGAGAGACGGAAAAUAUAAAAACAAAACAGGAAGGAUUUAAAGCUGGGACAGACAUUUGCCUAAUUUUAUAAUAAACACUGUCUUUUCAGGAUCGCUUCAUGGAUCGGAGAGCUUUCUAACCAAAAAUGUAAAAAAACAAAAAACAAAAACAAAAAAA